Molecule: messenger RNA, 1572 nt
Organism: Micromonas pusilla CCMP1545
Lineage: Eukaryota; Viridiplantae; Chlorophyta; Mamiellophyceae; Mamiellales; Mamiellaceae
Product: Multidrug/Oligosaccharidyl-lipid/Polysaccharide flippase superfamily
Exons: 1
Coding region: 1-1431 (476 amino acids)
Biological process (GO): transmembrane transport
Cellular component (GO): membrane
Molecular function (GO): xenobiotic transmembrane transporter activity; antiporter activity
Source: RefSeq, a predicted model, not a curated record
AUGACCGAAGACGAGAUGAAACAGCUCGGGUUCGAGAGCGCGACGUCCACGACGACGAUCCUGCAGCUCCUGAUCUGCGCCGCGACCGCGAUCGCGGAGCCGGUGCUCGGGAGCAUCGACACGUACUGGGUCGCGUGGCUCGGCACGACCGCGCUCGCGGCGCUCGGACCGAACACGUGCAUCUUUUCGUCCAUCAUCGCGGUGGUGGCGAUGCACGGGAUCGGGACCGCGACGACGCGGUCCGUCGCCAUCGCGCUCGAGCGCGACGUGAUCGACAAGAAGAGAGGCGGGAAGGGCGGGUUCGCCGGGAGCACGAUGGUAAACGUCAUGAGCGUGACGACCGCGUUCGGACUGGCGUGCACCGCGUUUUUGCUCCUCUUCUCCGCGCAAGUCGUAAACUUUAUCGGGUGCUCGCCGGAGAUCGUGGGCAUCGCCGCGGAGUACAUGCGAUGGCGCGCGAUCGGCGUCCCCGCGGUGAUCAUCAUCGACGUCAUCGCCGGCGCGUGCCAGUCCGCGCGGGAUGCGAAGACCCCCGCGGCGGGCAUCCUCCUCGCCGGCGUGCUUAAUCUCAUCAUCGAUCCCGUCCUCAUCUUCACCGUGGGCAUGGGCUUCAACGGCGCCGCGCUCGCGACGGUCAUCGCGCAGUACGCCUCCGCGAUCAUGCUGACGUGGUUCACGUUCAAAGGGCGCGGAAUGAAAAACUUUUUCGAGGAGGGCGUCGGGGUGACGACGCCGUUCCCGUCGUUCGACGCGGGCGUCGCGUGGGCCUACGCGAAGGAAGUCUUCAGCGUCCUCGGCCGCGUGUUAAACCUCGUCGCCGUGUGGUUCUACACCGGCGCGGUCGCGUCCGGUCUGGGCGUCAGCGAGGGCGCCGCGCACGUGUUGAUAUUUCAAAUCUGCUGCGUCCUGUCCAUCGGCAGCGGCGCGCUGUGCACGGUCGCGAACACGCUGACGGCGCGUUUGUCCGUGUCUCACGGCGACGGCGCGGCGAGGGAAGCGGGCAACGUCGUCGCGUCGUUCGGGGUGGUCACGAGCACGAUCUUCUCGGCCUUCUUCUAUCUGCUGCGGGUACAAAUCUUGGGCGCGUUCACGUCCGACGUCGCCGUCGUCGACGCCGCGCUCGCGGCGUACCCUAUCCUGAUGGCGUCGGUGAUGAUGUACUGGUACAAAGCCCUCGAGGGGGCGCUCAUCGGCCGCGGCGACGCGGGAGCGGUGAACUGGAUCUUCCUCGGCGGCGCCGCCGCGUGCUGGGGGUCGCUGAAAUACGCGAUCGCGAACGGGGCGUUAUCCCUCAAGGCGGUGUGGAUGUCGAUAUUUUACUAUUACCUCGUCAUCGUCGGGUCGAUGUGCGUGCGGUGGGUGUGGUUGAAUAAGAUAAGGGACCCGCGCGAAAAAAACGCGGACGACGGCGAGCCCAUCCCGGCGCACUGAAGGAGGGAAACACCGAACGAGCGCGAUUGAUUUCCGCUCGUUCGCGCGGGCACACGUCAACGACUAUGGAUAGUUGACGCGGCGCGCGAUCGCGCGGGAAGGCGUCUCUUCUCUUGAAAGAAUUUCUUCAACGUAUUCGAC